This is a messenger RNA of Pocillopora verrucosa, 1714 nucleotides long. The record is from RefSeq and is a predicted model, not a curated record. Lineage: Eukaryota; Metazoa; Cnidaria; Anthozoa; Scleractinia; Pocilloporidae.
AUGGAAUGGCGCAACAUAAUCAUAGCUGCUGUAUUUCAACUCAUUUUUGCCACCCUUGUCAUCUUGACCACUGCUCUAGAAAGCAAUGCGAACAAACCUGAUCUGCAUCCACUUAUUUCCUUGGCGGGGAAAGAUAAUACAACAGUGAAACUCAUCAGAGUAGCGUGGAUCUCAAACCCUCCAUACACAUAUUUACCUUCGAACGAUUCUACCAUUUACGAAGUUUUUCAUGGAUUAAUACAAGAAACUUUAAUGCGUUACGCGAUGGUGGAAUGUGGUGUGCUUUACGCUCAUCCCGUUAUAUACCACUUUAAAAUGUUUCAAGUUCACAGAGAGGAAACGUUGAUAGAUAUGAUGAGAAAAAAUGAGGUGGAUUUGGCUUGUCCUGUGCUCGAGCAACAGCAUUCUCGGAAAUACGGUGAAUUUCUUUUUUUCAAAGUCAGUGACUAUCCAGGAACGGACUUUAUUCGUGAUGAUUUUGAAACCAAUGCUUUCGCUGUCGUCGUUCAGUCGAUACAAAAAUCUUGGCCUUUGUUGGCCAUAACUUUGAAUCUCACGGCCAUUGCUGGGAUCAUUAUGUGGAUUCUGGACACAUACUGGAACAAAGAUGAGUUUCCACGAAAGUUCAUUCAAGGGUCUUGGCAAGGAUUCUGGUGGUCGUUCGUCUCUGUCACCACUGUAGGAUACGGUGACAAAGUUCCAAAGUCCAUUCCAGCACGACUUUUCUCCACUUUAUGGAUCCUUAUUGGAAUGAUCUUUAUGACAAUUUUUUCGGCUCACAUCACGUCCUCUCUCACGGCUCUUUCACUGGAUCUGGAACCAACCAGUCUCGCAGGUGUUAAGGUUGCGGUGCUGGGCAAUGGAACUGAAUACCAACAUGCACUUGAGCAAAAUGCUCACCCGAAAGUUUACGAAAAAAUAGACGAAAUCAUCAAGGCUGUCAAAACAAAGGAAGUAGAAGGAAUUUUCUUGGAUCGCUACACUGCUUCCUAUCACCACUCCAGAGGUGAACUGGAGUCUCUUAUCUCUCUCAAGAGCUUGGAUCUCUCCAGGGAGAUCGGAGUGCUUUUUUCGGAGGACAACAGGGAACUAGCGCGUUGCUUGGAGUUUUAUCGUCCAAAUAUCAUGAUGCUGACUCAAACUGUCACUUCUUCUUACAAGCUGAUGGAACAAAAGCGAACAAGGAAAGUCAAUUUGUUCGACACGUCUUCCUCAUUUCUUAGUGUUUUCAUGUACACAACCCUCGGCAUACUUACUGGUUUGCUUAUGACUGGGACACUCUGGCAAAUUCUCAGAAAUAACUGCAAGACUGAAAUCAAUAAUAACAUUAUUUCAGAGCCAGUGAAGGAAUGGAAGCUAAGAAGAAGCGAAGCCAUCCAAGAAGACUUGGAAACAGCAAAAAGAAUGCUAUCCCAAAUCCAAAAGCACUUCGAGAAACUCGAAGCUGAAGUUCUCAGAAUAUGACUGACGUCACUACAAAUCAUAUUUAUAAUGUAUAUACAUACACUAACACACUAACAUAAGUCUGUCGAUGUAUUGGCACAAGUUCCCAGGAUGGGCCUUUUUUAAAAUAAGAUGGGUAACCGAGAUGGUCCUGGUAGCGGGACGAGUUUCUUAUGCUUCUAAUAUGGGACAUUUCAACUUGGUAACCAAUGUGCAACGAACAAUACACGAUCUUUUAAGCUUCACUUGGGUUUCCGUGAUCUUUGUCAUG